This is a messenger RNA of Trichoderma harzianum CBS 226.95, 747 nucleotides long. RefSeq lists its product as hypothetical. The record is from RefSeq and is a predicted model, not a curated record. Bases 40 to 621 code for a protein of 193 amino acids. The transcript is spliced from 2 exons. NCBI's taxonomy places the organism in Eukaryota, Fungi, Ascomycota, Sordariomycetes, Hypocreales, Hypocreaceae.
CAGCACCUAACAAUAGAGAACCCAGAAACACUGCAAGUCAUGGCAAAAUCGGAAGGCAAGGUGCGGAUUUUUCUGGAGUCGGUCACUCACCUUGUGCCUGGCAGAGAUCGUGACGAAAAACUCAGCUUCAUUAAAAAUAUCGUCUGCCAACUUCACUGGAAACGGGACUUCGACUGGAGCCAAGAGCGCAUGUACCCAUACGGCGAUGACUUCGGCCUCAAGAACAGAAAUUGCUUUUUUCUGAUUGAUCACCACGGCGAUGAUCACACAGCUCAAGAGGAAAGCGUACCAGUCAUAUGGUAUAAGUGGACGGGAGAGUCCCUUGUUCAUAAGAACGAGAAUCUUCCUCUCAGGAUACAAGAAGAGCUCAAGAAAUGGCCAUUCAUAUGGGAAGCAAGGAAGCUCCCUCGGCUUCCCAGAGGUCCAGAUGGGAAAUUUGAACCAAAAGUCCAACGCGAAAUUAUCAGGUCCUUCCUCCGCCAAGGUAUACCCCUCGUCCCAAGGCACAUCGAAUUCCUAAGAGAGCAACCAGAACAUGCACUGUGGCUCAAGGCUCAUUUAGAUCGUGAAUUGUGGGCUCAAAUCGAGCCGUUGUGUGAGCUCCCGAAGGAAGAAGAGUAAAGGAUUGAUGUGGGUUUUAUUAUCUAGAACAGGGCUGGAUAAGAUAUGCUAGCUAUCGGGAUCGGGGAGGAACUGGCCUCGUUUCUGAAACAAGACGGAAAUUAAUACACCCUCAUAAUCGGUGAG